GAAUUCACCGACCUACGUACCAUCAUGGCUCUUGGCCAAGGGGGGAUACGAGCUGCCAAGAUUCGAGGCUGCCAAGCAGUAAAUGACCGGGUGUUUCGACAUACCAGAGACCGUCUUUUUCCGCUCAGGCCCUGAUUAUCAGCACCUUCGUGGACAAGGCUAGCCAACCAUUGCCAACGCCAUUCCCUAGCCAAGAGUAUCCUAAAUUAUGCAGGAGCAGAGCCACGCGGGGCCACGUCAUCAGCCGCACAGUAUUUAUUAUGAGCGGCGACUCACUUAAACGGGACAGGUCUUCAGGUCCAGGGGCUUCUUCUAAGCGGCCAGCAGCGCCAGUCAACCGCGAUAAUGGCUGCAAAAGCUCCCUGCAAUACUCCCAAGACAAGCCUCCUCAUUCUCCUCUGCUGCUCCCUUUUCAUCAACCCGGCAGACGGAACAACAGCCACCCUUACCGAAUCUGCAGCCUACGCGUCGCAACGACCCUGCGCAAAGCGCUGCUUCUACUGGGGCUCCUCCUCGGAAGGCGGCCCCGAUUACCUCGCAAUCGGGGUCGGUUGCCAAGUCGAUCCCAUCAUGAAUGAAUGCAUCUGUCGCUCGGAUCUGCAGCAAACCGCCGACUCGUUCCUCCGCAAAUGCGUGAGUGACAAAUGCGGCGAGAAUGCCAUCGAUGUUUCCAGCGCCGUCAGCAUAUACGACGAUUAUUGUACGAGUAAUGGGUACACGAGGGCGACGUCCACCGCGCAGACGACUUCAUCAGGUACGCCGAUCGCCCCUGCGACCGUAACGGUGACUGUCGUGCAGACGGUGCUGGCGUCUGGGGGACGACGCCUGCGACCGGCAGUCCUCGGGCUACUGUGAAGUCGAGGUUGACCGUUGUGGAUGCUUUAGUCUCGACAGCUCAGACGAGUACUGCGACGUCCACAAGUGAGAAGGGAUCGGAUCGGACGACCGAGUCUACGAAGCAGUCGGUGCCAUCGGCAACCCAGACGUCCACGACAA
This is a messenger RNA of Aspergillus novofumigatus IBT 16806, 996 nucleotides long. RefSeq lists its product as uncharacterized. The transcript has a single exon. Lineage: Eukaryota; Fungi; Ascomycota; Eurotiomycetes; Eurotiales; Aspergillaceae. The record is from RefSeq and is a predicted model, not a curated record. Bases 346 to 855 code for a protein of 169 amino acids.